UUUAAAUCGAUUGCAAGGUAAUUAUUAAAUUACUGUUGUUAUUCGAAGGUUUUGCUGUAACGUAGUGUAUAUCUGGGAGUGGAAUUAGUUCAAUGAAUUUGAUUCAAAAGAUAAACAUGCGAUCACCACUGAUUCAACACAUCAGAUUGGCGCACAGCAGCAGUCGACCUUAUUGGAAGAAAAAUCCACACCUUGACCAGAUAAUCCGCGUGGAUCACGCCGGUGAAUUGGGCGCGGACCGCAUCUACGCGGGACAAAUGGCAGUCUUGGGCCGCACAGCUGAAGGACCCCUAAUCCAGCACAUGUGGGACCAGGAGAAGAAGCACAGGGAGAAAUUUGAGCAGCUCAUCAAUGAGUACAGAGUGAGACCUACUGUACUCACUCCGAUAUGGAAUGUGGCAGGAUUUGUAUUAGGAGCUGGCACAGCGCUCCUCGGCAAAGAGGCGGCCAUGGCCUGCACCGUCGCCGUCGAAACGGUAAUCGUUGACCACUACAACGACCAGCUGCGUACACUGAUGCAGGACCCAAACGUGGACAAAGAGAUCCUGGAGACGAUCACCAGGUUCAGGGACGAGGAGCAGGAGCACCACGACGCGGGGCUGCAGCACGGCGCCGAGCAGGCCCCCGGCUACCGCGCGCUCACCGAGCUCAUCAAGGCGGGCUGCCGGGCCGCCAUACAGCUCUCCAAGAAGAUAUAGGACCGGGCGUCACGCAGAGCGGGCAAUACAAAUAAUAAACGAAACCUUGUAAAUAUUGUACAUACGUCGUGUGGGCGCCGCCGCCAGCCGACAGCGGAGUCGUCAGUGAACUUGAAAAUCACAUAUAACGGAUUUUUUUCAAGGCAUCAUCUACUAACUAAGGAAACACUGGCUUCAAAAUAUUGUCUAUCUUAUUUAAUUAGAUUCUGACAGUUAGAGAGCUAGCGGGCCCGGCACUGCCUCGGCAAUCUAGACUAUUUAGGAAAAGUGACGUUUGAAAAAUAUCUAAAAUAAAUACAAUUUUAAACUGUAUAUGAUAUGGUAUAUUAUAUCAUUCGCCCAGGACUCCCACUGGGUUCCGCCACUUGUGCGUGUGGCGUCACCGAGAUUGUUCAACCCGGGACUGUACAGUCCUGGGACUGUCCGGGCUAUCGGGGCUGGUGUUGACGUCAGCACGCUGCUGGCACUCGCCUGAGAACCGAAUCUGUCACAACAAUACAUAAGCACUGUUCUCUGUGGUCACAGAAGCAGAAUGUUUCUUUGAGAUAUAAUCAUCAUCCCAGUCCGUUCUCGGUAUUACAAUAUAUAGUAGAGCGCUAGUUGACCACGGUACUGCUACAGAAAAGGGUGCAUGCGCAUGCGGAGUGAGCGGAGCACACACCAUCCUCGGCGCUCGUCCGUGACGUCACUGAACACUAAUACUGUCGUUCAGAAUGAAUAAAACACGUAUCAUCCCGGGUAACAGUGGCUCUUCUCACUGUGGUCGAUGCACCACUAGUGGACAUCGCGAGCUCGCGGACACACUCGUACUUACUAUUCUGGAUAGAGGGGGCGUUGCCCGGGUCAUAUUAUUUACCGUGAACAAAAGUAUCCCACCAGCUAGUUAAUCCGGACUAUGAAUUAUAUAUCUGCGAAAUGUCAUCAAAAUUUUCACAUUUAUGUAUAUUUUAGUAUAGAUUUUUUUCUCUGUUUAUAAAAAAAACAUAACUAUUAUUAAAUUUGAUUAAUAAACAGUA
This is a messenger RNA of Bombyx mandarina (wild silkworm), 1714 nucleotides long. It is a transcript of the gene Coq7, whose product is annotated as ubiquinone biosynthesis protein COQ7, mitochondrial. Gene Ontology annotation, molecular function: 3-demethoxyubiquinol 3-hydroxylase activity. Lineage: Eukaryota; Metazoa; Arthropoda; Insecta; Lepidoptera; Bombycidae. The record is from RefSeq and is a predicted model, not a curated record. Gene Ontology annotation, cellular component: nucleus; mitochondrial inner membrane. Gene Ontology annotation, biological process: ubiquinone biosynthetic process; determination of adult lifespan; regulation of reactive oxygen species metabolic process.